This is a messenger RNA of Symbiodinium natans, 432 nucleotides long. Lineage: Eukaryota; Dinophyceae; Suessiales; Symbiodiniaceae. The record is from the annotation of a GenBank genome assembly.
AUGGGUGGCGACUCUCUGAGCCUCAGCCCGGGCGAGGAAGCGAGGUACUACCAGGAGACAUUUCGCCGAUUGAGAUGUGAGCGCUUGCAUCAGGUGAGACAGAAGGAAGAAGUUCUCGCAAGAGAGCGGAGGCGGCAGUUUCAGCGCCAGGCCAGAGAAGAGGAGAAGGCAUUCAAGACCGUCGAGGUGCGCGCACAGCUCGCCGCCAAGCGUGCGCAGCUGGAAGGGCUUCUGGAGCUCCGGCGCGUGUGCGAGGCCAAGGCUGGUGCGGCCAUGCGCGAGGCCGAGCUGCUUGAGGCCGAGGCCGAUGCACAGCGGGCCGCCGCCUCAGCUGCAGAGGCGCUGCGCCGUGAGGAGGAGGCCCUGCGCAGCCUCCGCGCCGCGCGGGUGCAGCGCGCCGCGCACUCCGCGAAGCAGCAGCGAGCUGCUGAG